Pseudoliparis swirei is the source of this 3887-nucleotide messenger RNA. It is a transcript of the gene gtf2ird1, whose product is annotated as GTF2I repeat domain containing 1. The transcript is spliced from 27 exons. Gene Ontology annotation, cellular component: nucleus. Gene Ontology annotation, molecular function: DNA-binding transcription factor activity. Bases 300 to 3320 code for a protein of 1006 amino acids. The record is from RefSeq and is a predicted model, not a curated record. NCBI's taxonomy places the organism in Eukaryota, Metazoa, Chordata, Actinopteri, Perciformes, Liparidae.
AGUUUCAAUUUUACUGGAUUACAGAACAAAGAAAGGGGAAAGGGACACCCUGCUCUGUGGAGGGGUGGGAAAAAAAGCGAAAUAAACUAAGAAUAAAUACACAAAUUAUAGACUGUUAAACGUGCGAUCGAAGUCAACAGAGUGAUGAUCCGGAUUACGAUGUUUUAGCAAGACGGCACAGCUACAUUGUGGAUGGGAAUUGCGAGCGUUUUCCGAUGGAUUAAAACGGGGGGGAAUAAAAAACCUAUUCCGGGAUUGACAGCAGCAACAAGGCUCUUUAACCGCUAAUUAAGAGAGGCAUGGCUCAGAUGAGGAAGCUGGCAUGCGACGGCGUCCGGACCAACUCCUCCCACCGGGGCGACCCGCAGGCCCCGCUGGCGUCGGCCCGACAGGAGAUCCUCACCAGCCUGGUGUCCGCCCUGGACUCGGUGUGCAUGGCCAUGUCCAAGCUCAACGCCGAGGUGGCGUGCGUCACCGUGCACGAGGACAGCGUGAUCGCCGUCGGCACGGAAAAGGGCCGAGUGUUCCUCAACUCCAGGAGGGAGAUCCAGACCGACUUCUACAAGUUCUGCCGGGGUCCGUGUCUGCAGAAUCCCCCCACAGCCAACACUCAUACCAAAGACCAGGAAGGAGAGCUCAGCAAACCCAGUGAGGACGGCGAGCUCGGGAAAUCCAGAGCGCCGUCGGACGCCCAGUCCAACAUCUUUGUUCUGAGGAAGAUGGUGGAGGAGGUCUUCACUGUACUCUACAGCGAGGCCGUGGGGAAGAGCAGCCUGGUCCCCGUGCCUUACGAGUGGAUCCAGAAGGACCCCGGCUGCGUGGCGGCCCACGGUUUGCCCGAGGGAGUGGCCCUGCAGAAGCCCUCGGAGUACGACACCAAGACGCUGAUGAAGAUCCUGGAGCAGAGCCACCGCAUCCAGUUCAGCGUGAAAAGGCCGGCGGACGACUUGCCUCGAGAAGCCAAGCCCGCCACCGACAUCAAUCACAACUCUUCCACCGGCGCCGUGACACCCGGCAGCCACGGCGCCGGGAAGACCGCCGCCGCCGCCGCCGCCGCCCAGGCGGUCACGUCGUUAAGUCCCGCCUCUUCCAGCAACUCCGUCCUGUCGAACUUCCUGUACGGCAUGCCCAUGUCCUCCAAACCUCCCCCGGACUGCAAGCUGGACUUCAAGCCCAUGUCGCUCCUCAACCUGGGCAAGGACCGGCUGGCCAACUGGACCGCGGGCGCCGACAAGACGGGCACGUCCGCCAAGGACUGUCCCGGCAACGACGAGGCGUUGCGACUCCCCGGGGAGGAGGGGCAGAGCCCUCCUGGCGUCCACAUCUCCAAGAGGCUGCUCUUCUCCAUCGUACAUGAAAAAUCCGAAAAAUGGGACUCUUUCAUUCGGGAAAUGGAGGACAUCAACACGUUGAGAGAAUGUGUGCAGAUCUUGUUCAAUAGCAGAUACGCCGAGGCCCUGGGUCUGGACCACAUGGUGCCCGUCCCCUACCGCAAAAUCGCCUGCGACCCCGGGGCCGUGGAGAUCAUCGGCAUCCCGGACCAGAUCCCCUUCAAGAGGCCGUGCACCUACGGCGUUCCCAAGCUCAAGCGCAUCCUGGAGGAGCGCCACGGGAUCCGCUUCAUCGUCAAACGAAUGUUUGAUGAAAGGAUUUUCACCGCCGCUGGCAAGAUGGCGAGGGAGGAGGGCAAGCACGACCCGGGCUGCACGCUCGAAGACGGCUUCCUGGACAACCUGAGCAUCUCGCCCAGCGCAGCCGAGCCGCUCAGCAGCAGAUCAGCGAGUGCGUGCGUGAGUCCCUUGGCGGACUGUGAAGCAGGUCCUUCUGGGGAUUGCGUCCCUCUGAAAAGGAUUAAAACGGAGCCUCCGGACGGGGACGGGGUCCAGGCCGCCGUGCCGGAGGCCGUUACGGGAGGGGAGGAGCCUAGCGAGUCCGUGGCCGAGCCGCCAGCCGCCGCUGCCGCCGCGUGUCCGGCCGCGUGUCCGGCCGCGGCCGAGCCCGCCGCUCCCUCUGCUCCCCACCACCCGGUGGAAAACCCAGAAGCUGAAGCUCUGUCGCCCGACGCCGCGUCCCAGAGCGCCCGGAGAUCCUCUGAAGCUGGGAGUCUGGUGGAGGACAUCGGUGAAAUGAUUCUUCAGCUUCGGAGACAAGUGGAGAGCCUCUUCAGCAUUAAGUACGCCGACGCCCUGGGCCUCCCUGAGCCGGCCGCGGUGCCCUACUCCAAGUUCCAGAUGUACCCGGAGGACCUGUACGCCAGCGGGCUGCCCGAGGGCGUCUCGGUCCGCCGGCCCGGCUGCUUCGGAGCGGCCAAGCUGCGCAAGAUCUUAGCCGCCAGCGGUCAGAUCCAGUUCGUCAUCAAGAGGCCCGAGCUGCUGGCCGAGCAGGUGAAACAAGAGAUGCCUCCCAUCGCCGUCUGUGACCCCGAGCUCGACGCCCCGGAUGCAACGCCGGGACCGGAAGACCCGGCCUCCAAGAGACCCGGUUUCUCAGAGUGCCUGGAGUCCAAGCUGUCCAGGAUCGACCUGGCCAACACGCUGCGCGAGCAGGUCCAGGAUCUGUUCAACAGGAAGUACGGCGAGGCGCUGGGCAUCAAGUACCCGGUCCAAGUGCCUUACAAGAGGAUCAAGAACAACCCGGACUCGGUCCUCAUCGAGGGCCUCCCCCCCGGCAUCCCCUUCAGGAAGCCCUGCACCUUCGGCUCCCAGAACCUGGAGAGGAUCCUGGCGGUCGCCGACAAGAUCAACUUCACCAUCACCAGACCUUUUCAAGGACUCAUUCCAAAACCAGCGCCUCGCCGCGUCACUUUACUGAAGAAGGCCUACGCCUCGAUAAGCGACGACGACGACGUCAACCGCCUGGGGGAGAAAGUCGUCCUGCGGGACCAGGUCAAGGAGCUCUUCAACAGGAAGUACGGUGACGCUCUGGGACUGGACCGCUCCGUCGUGGUCCCCUACAAGCUGAUCCGCGGCAGCCCCGAGUCGGUGGAGGUGGGCGGGCUCCCGGCCGACGUCCCCUUCAGGAACCCCAACAGCUACGACAUCGUGUGCCUGGAGAAGAUCCUCCACGCCGCCGACAACCUCACCUUCGACAUCAAGAGCCAGCUGCAACCCUUUGCAGAGAUCUGCAGUCAGGCCUGUAACACCGUAGCGACGGACGUCUCCACCAAUCGACGGAAGCGCAAGAGAGUCCAGGAGAGCAGCCGAGGCCCCGCCUCCUCCGACCUGACGUCGACCAAUCAGAUUCCAGUGAUGCAGUGGCCCAUGUACAUGGUGGACUACAGCGGGGUGAAUGUGCAGGUUCCCGGGAAAGUCAACUACUGAAGGACGGACCUGGACUGCAGCAAAGAGAAGGGGGGGGGGGACUCUUUCCACACGAACACUUGGUCAGAGCCUGGAGGACCGAACACGGAGAGUUCAACAGAAUGUAUGUGUGUGGAUCGCGGAGGCCCAAAGCUUGUUUCCUGCCCCCCCCCACCCGAAGCGGAUGGCGGCGGCGCUUCGGUCCGCGUGUCCAUCUCACCGAGUCGCGUCGCCGUAUCCGACGACGACGAACGACGUCUUUGAUAACAAUCCGGACUCCGUAAUAUUCAGAUAUUUGUACUUUUUAUUUAUUAUAUUUAUUGACAUAUAAACAUUACGCGCAGGGAUGUAAAGUACACGACUCCGUUCUGCGGCUCUCGACACUCAAGCGCCGACAUCAGAGGAAACGGCCGGUCAUGAAGUGUCUUAAUCAAAGGAAGAGGAGAUGACGGACUCUCGCUGCUCAUCGCGUCGGAUACGUCACAACAGCCUGAAUGUUUCACGGGAAGGAAGGAAUGGUUAUAUUUAAUAAUGCUGUACCUUAACGCCAAUUAGGCCUUUGAAUAAAAUGUGUUGCCUUGCACUUUU